GUGUCCGAUAAGUGAUCCAGUUUCUUCAAGGCAUGCCUCAAGGUGGUGGAUUUUUCAUCCACCCGCGUGGCGUCCUGUUUCUCCUGGACACUGUUGUUGGGGCAACUAUAAACGGUCUGUGGGAGCAUGCACGGUUGUUAUGGGAACAGUGUGCGGCAGCAUGAAGGAAGCCGGACUGAGCAAGUCUAUGGACGCAUACAGAUACAGCCCAUGCAUAGAGCCGCCAGUUCAGUGAGGAAGUGACAACAGAGUUGAAAAGAGACCUACAGACCUCAGCAACAAAUGCCAGGUAAGUCAUUGUACAUCUGCUCGUAAAAACAUAAUUAGUACUUCAUAUUUAAAUCUGGAGUUUGUUCCAGUGUUACAAUCCACAGUUGCUCCAGUGAAUGGAACGAUACGAUCCAGUGUACCUAGCCUGCCAGUGAUCAAUCCAGACAGGCUGAAAACAGCUAAAGCGCUGGUGGACAAAGCUGUGAAGUGCAGGGACCCUAUCCAGUGAUCCGUGCUGCAUUAUGGGCCAGAGGGUGGGUUGAACGUCGUUUGCCACAUCCCGUCCAAAGAUCACCUACUUACCCCUGCGAUGAGGAGGAGGAUGGUAAUGAUGGGCUGACCUGCAGUUAUUUUACUGAGAGAGCGGAUGAAAGUGAGAAAGGGGAGAACCUUGAUGACAUGUAUGACCUCAUGUCUCGCCUUGUUCGAAAUGAAAUAACGCAUUUCUACUGGACGACACGACGGGAUAACAUAGACUGUCGCUCCUUGCGGCACGACCAGAUGACCAAUCACUAUGCGAAUGCUGGAACAUUUACCACAAAGGUGGGACUUUGUGUGAAUCUGCGUAACCUUCAGUGGUUUGACACAGCAGAUCCUGACACUUUCUUCCCAAGAUGCUACAGACUUGGAGCAGAGGAUGAAAAGCAUGCAUUCAUAGAGGAUUUCAGGAGAACAGCAUGUACCAGCCUGCUGCGGUAUGUGGUUGAGACAAGUAUUUGGAGAAGAGAUGAACCAGAGGGGGAGAAACAAAAAUCCAAGAACAGUGUCACUGAAGAGUUGGAUAAUGAGGAACAUCGAUCUGUUGGUCCAGAAAUUAUUAACACAGCCUUACACGUGUGUCAAGAGUUUCUCAGUGUUCUAAAGCACAGCGACAUUGAUGUAACAGCAGAAAUCCCGCCCUCGGUGGAGGAAGCGCAAUGGGCAGAGUUUCUUAAACACUACUACAUGGUUGUGCAUAAAGGCAAAGUGAUCAGGGGCAGCAGUGUAUUUGUGGAGCGUUGCCAGGAUAUGUUAACCAGACUUCAGGCUGUUUGCCCACAGCUGGACACAGAUGGAUUAAACAACAUCUGGAUCAUCAAACCAGGUGCCAAAUCAAGAGGAAGAGGCAUUAUGUGUAUGAAUCGCCUGGAUGAGAUUUUGGCACUUGUGGACACUGACAGAGCACUGACAAAAGAGAGUAAAUGGGUGGUUCAAAAAUACUUGGAACGCCCCCUGCUGGUCCACGGCACAAAGUUUGACCUCCGUCAGUGGUUCCUUGUAACUGACUGGAACCCUCUGACUGUCUGGUUCUACAAAGAGUGCUACCUGCGGUUUUCCACUCAGCCUUACUCAACAAAAACUCUGGACUGCUCAGUCCACCUGUGCAACAACUCCAUCCAGAAGCACUUCCAGCCGUCUCGUAACCGCCAUCCAGGAGUGCCGGGGGAUAAUAUGUGGUCCUGCUCACAGUUUCGCUCUUUUCUGCAGCGAGAGGGCCGUGAGACAGAGUGGGAGUCGGUGGUGAUACCAGGCAUGCAGCAAGCAGUGGUCCACGCUCUACAGACAGCCCAGGAUUUGGUGGAGCCCCGCAAGGCAAGCUUUGAGCUUUAUGGAGCUGAUUUUAUGUUGGGCAGAGAUCUGAGGCCUUGGCUUCUAGAGAUCAAUGCCAGCCCUACUAUGGCCUGCUCCAGCACUGUGACUGCGCGGCUCUGUCCUGCUGUGCAAGUCGACACGCUGAGGGUUGUGCUAGAUUGGAGGACUGAUCCCAGUGCUUACACAGGAGGCUUCAAGCUUAUUUACAAACAGGCUGCAGUUGAAGUUCCUCAGUAUUUGGGAGUGAACCUGCUAGUGGAAGGAGCGCCCAUAAAGAGAUCCAGACAUUACAGACAGUCUUUUAUCUCUAACUCACCUCUCACUCAUCAGGUCCAUCCAGAGCAGUCAUCUCAAGCUGUGGCUGAGCCAAGACACAAACAGUUCAGUCAGAAGCCACAUGCAGUUGCUGAUUUUCCCCUUUUAGGCAAGGAGAACCAAGUGAAAAAGAGCCAGAUGACAUCUACAUGUCCAAAGAGGGAGCACGAUAGAAAAGCAGAACGUCAAAACACCUGCCCUGUUCGCAGAUCCUGCCGCAGUGUGGCAUGUGAACAGCCUGUGAGUGUACACACUGAACCUCAGAAGAAAGCACAGCGUUUAGGAUUACGUCGCCGUGUCAGUGGGGCAACCCUGGUGCCAAGGAGUCUAUCCUUUUCCUUAGACCCGGCGUGUUGUACAUCAGAGGGUAAACAUCAGUCCAUUCGUCAUCAUGCAUCACACAUGUCCAAAUCCCUCCUUUCCCAGCGAAGUUCUGAGCCACAACAUAAGAUUUCCUCCAGGGUCUUUCCGUCCCUCCAGGGUCCCCUUCCAACCCUGGAGGUCUUUCAGUUGCAACCAAAUAUCGUGACUGGAACUAACGUUUGUCAUAAUUCUGCUUUUUUAUCUCACCCGACUACCCACAAGCAUCAGUUAUGCAUAAACUCUCAAAGGCAAGUCAAAGCUAGAUACAAAGGGGAGCUCACAGGAGAACAUAAAUACAAGAGAUGUUGAGUUGAUGGAGAUGGAGCACAGCCAGAAAUGCUGAACAUAAUUUACAUUUGAAUGGGCUGAAGCCAAAUUACCAGAGUAUCUGUUAGUUUAUCUAUAUGCAUGUCUGUACAAAAGUUUGGCCUUUUUAUAGGAUGUGGGUAUUUCAAUUCCCCACCAGGUGGCAAUAAAGUUUCAAUGAUCAAAAAACAAAGGUUUAAGGUUUGGUGAUGACAGGAAAUAAGCAGAGAAAAUCAUUCUGGGUCCACAGACACACUGGUACAUUUAGCAACAGCUAUUUAAUUGAGUGUUUCAGUGCUUUUUUUAAUAAAAAUAAAAUUAAAAUGUAAAAACAACUUAUUUUUUUAAGGGAUAUGGGUCAGAAUAGUCUUUAUGCCCCAAGAAGAAGAAUGCUUACUCUACUGAUUACAGUCAUUUUCUCAAAACAUUCAGACAGUAACACACUUGACUGCCACAGGUUUAAUCAAAUUCAUGUAAACUGUCUUUAACUAGAUUUUGUUGAGCUGUGUGUUAAAUAACAUAUGUGGAUGAAAGUUUUUUCAUAUGUUUUGUCAUAAUUUUUUAACUACAGCAGGAAACAACGAGAGAGGGAUAGUCGAAUAUGACUUGAGAAAACAUUGUAUUCAUCUUAUCCACUAGUUUGUUAUCCUGCUGGAAGCAGCCAUCAUAAGGUGGGUACACUGUGGUCUUAAAGGGAUUGACAUAGUCAGCAACAAUACUCGACUGGUACAGCAGCCAUGUUCAGUGCUCCUACAUGCAAAUAUUUAAUCCACUAAUCAUGUAUGUGGCAGCAACUCGGUUUAUUAGACAUAUAGACAUGGUAAAAAUGAUCUGCUGAAGUUCAAAGCGUGCAUCAGAUUUAAGGAUGAUUUAAAUUGACUUUGAAGGUAGCAUGAUAGCUGGUGACUGACUGGCUGAUCUGAGUAUUUCGAAAACUGCUGAUCUGCUGGGAUUUUCCCGCAUAAAAGUCUCUAGGGUUUACAGAGAAAACAAGAGAAUUUCUAGAGAGCAGC
Molecule: messenger RNA, 3839 nt
Organism: Oreochromis niloticus (Nile tilapia)
Lineage: Eukaryota; Metazoa; Chordata; Actinopteri; Cichliformes; Cichlidae
Gene: ttll3
Product: tubulin tyrosine ligase-like family, member 3
Exons: 12
Coding region: 670-2829 (719 amino acids)
Biological process (GO): cilium movement; cilium assembly; protein polyglycylation
Cellular component (GO): axoneme; microtubule cytoskeleton
Molecular function (GO): protein-glycine ligase activity, initiating
Source: RefSeq, a predicted model, not a curated record